UCUGCUCAAAGAUCGAGGGACUCUCCGACAACAUUUACACCCAGUAAAAAUUAAAAAGAAGAUCUGCUGCAGAGGAUUUGUUUUAAUUUGCAGCUAUUUUUAUUCUGUCGGUAUAUACUCUGGAAUGCCAUAUAAAUGGCUUUGAUCUUGUUCUGGUGAAAAGAAACAUCACUUUGUGAGCUGAGAAAGUGAAAGAAAUCAAGCUGGUGACCACCAUGCUUUUUGUUUUCCCUCACAUUGGAUAGUGGCUUUUUUGGUCAUGCUGAACUGUCUUUAGGUGGAAAGUUUAUAGUUCUGGAUGUUCGAAUGAAUGCUUCUAAGCUGCAUUUCAGCACCGUUUCAAUUUCCUAUACUUCAUAUUCAUAGAACAAUCUCGGUAUGAUUAAUGCAAUCAGGCAGUGUUUCAUGAUACUCAUUAAGUGUUUAAUCGUAUGGCUGAAACAUGGUAUUAAAAGACUGUUGGGUGCUAAUUUGGUUCCCAACAACUGGAUAGCAUCCACCCGUAUCCCUCAUAGAAGAUCAUGUCAAGCAGACUCAGAGGAGUGGAAAACUAACGAGGCUCUCCGCACGUAUCAUCUAGGAGAUGAAAAUGGAGCCAAGGUUACAAUCCAAACCAGCACACAUGCCUUUCAUGUGGACCUCCAUAAGCUAUCAGAGUGCAGCGAGUACUUCAGGGCUUUGUCCCAAUCCAGUAUGAGAGAGACCUCAGAAAGCCUCAUUAAUCUUGAUCACGUGUCCUCCUCCAUUUUCCACAAUCUCCUUGAGUUCUGCUUCAAUCAUGAUUUUAAAGUUCCCCAAGAAGAACUGGGGUCACACAUUCAGGUGGGCAGCUAUCUUUUGGCUGAAGCCUUCGUCUCAAGGUGCCUGUUAGUCUUGACACAUGAACUCAGUCCAUCUAACUGCUUUUCAUACUUGAGCCUUGCUCAGGAGAUUUUCUGUUUAGAGCUGAAGAACACAGUAUUCACUUAUUUGAGCUGGAACCUGCUGGAGCUGCCACAUGUGCUGAGGUGUCUGAGCGAUGAGGAGAGGGAGGAAGUCAUCAACCUGAGAGUAAAAGGAGAGCGAUGCCUGUGCAGCUUCAGGAAAGAAAACCUAACUUCUUGGAACGACCCAGAAACGGAAUGUGCCCGGCGCAUUUUCACCAUGAAUGGGCCAGAGGACAGUGGAGAUUGGCACACACUUACAGAGCUUCCCUUCAGGGCGGAUAAGUGGUGUUUUACUGCAGUGGUGCUGUAUAACUACCUGUAUGCCAUAGGAGGCUACAGGCAGCGCAUGAAGAGAGGCUGGGAGUUCACUAUGGCUUCAUUUAGGUAUAAUCCUUUAAACAAUUCAUGGGUGGCUACAUCACCUCUGAUAAAGCACAGAAGACACUUCAGCGCAGUGGCCUGUGAAGGCUAUAUUUAUGCAGUUGGAGGCUGGUAUUUGGAUUCUCUGGUGACUCCAGACUCCAGCACAGCUCUGUACACAGCUGUGGAGCGCUACGAUCCAUGGGAGGACACAUGGAGGUUUGUAUCCUCAUUGCCACUCACCGACUUCCAGUUCACUGUGUCCUUAUCCCAUGAUGUUCCCCUCACUACCAGCCUUGGAGAAUGUAUCUAUGUGCUGGGGAGCAUUCAGAGGACAGGAGAGAAAUUACUGCUGAAGUACAACACAAAGCAAGACUCAUGGUCUGAACUGCUUCCCACCCUGACAAGAGCUGACGUAGACCUUCCUACCCUCUACUUCCUGGGGGCUGCUGACAAGCUGCUUGUGGUUGGUGGGAACAACUCUGAAAAUGUAGUGACGUCAUUCUGUGUGAAAUCCAAAAAAUGGGGACAGAUUCACAGAGCAGGCAAAGUGUCAUACGCUGGACAGGGGACACUUGUAGGUGACCGGCUUCUGAUGCCCAGUAUAGAGCACAACACUGUCAUAAGGCUGGAUCUUCAAACCUUAACCAUUAGGAUGCUCCCACCUUUACCUGUCCCCACCCUCUAUGAGGCGAUCUUUUACCUUUACUUUUGAUGCUAUAGCUCCCUGGUUUAUUUAUACCCUAGUAGGUGCCUAUGUUUAUGGAUAAAUAGUAUAGUAAUUUUAAAUCAUUUAAGACACAUAAAUAUGUAUUUUUUUUCUGAAAGUACUUUGUCACCUAAACCUUUUUGAGUAUGUUGACCACAUUAUACUCUUGGGUUUUGUUCAUCUCAGCAACAUAUUUCUUUUGGAUUUGUUAUGAUCCGUUAGAAUUGCUAGCGAUAUGUAGGCUACCACUGUCUGAAAACUAUAAAAGGCAGGAGAAGAUGGA
Molecule: messenger RNA, 2278 nt
Organism: Girardinichthys multiradiatus
Lineage: Eukaryota; Metazoa; Chordata; Actinopteri; Cyprinodontiformes; Goodeidae
Product: kelch-like protein 21
Exons: 8
Coding region: 379-2001 (540 amino acids)
Molecular function (GO): protein binding
Source: RefSeq, a predicted model, not a curated record